This is a messenger RNA of Fusarium coffeatum, 999 nucleotides long. RefSeq lists its product as uncharacterized. The record is from RefSeq and is a predicted model, not a curated record. NCBI's taxonomy places the organism in Eukaryota, Fungi, Ascomycota, Sordariomycetes, Hypocreales, Nectriaceae. The transcript has a single exon. Bases 1 to 999 code for a protein of 332 amino acids.
AUGACGAUGGUUCCGGCCCGUGCGACGCUGUUUGCUUCACUUCGAGUCACAACGACUAGGCCGGCAUCUCGAUAUGUAAAAUCCUUCAAAACCAAAUGGAGACCCAUCUCAACAGCCGUGGGCAAGUCGAUCGACCUACCAGAUGGCAGACGUCUUGGCUAUCAUGAAUUCGGCGACCCAAAUGGGACGCCGUUGAUCUACAUCCAUGGGACUCCCGACUCAGGAAUCACACUUUCUGGGUUCGAGGACACCCUGGCGCAGCGGCUAGGUACUCGCUGGGUUGCCCCAGAUCGACCAGGAAUCGGCCACUCAACAUUCUACCCAGACCGGAAAAUUCUAGACUUUCCAGCGGAUUUGAAAGCCCUGAUAGAGCAUCUAAGCCUCAGCACGUAUCAUAUCAUCGGAACAAGUGGCGGCACUGGCUAUACCCUUGCUUGCGCCCAAGCACUACCUCGAGAUAAUCUAAAAGGGGUCGGUAUAUGCGCCGGUGUCGGGCCUUGGGAAGCAGGACUGGCAGGACAAAGCGAAACGAUGCAGAAGAUAAUGAUGAUUUGGAAAGACCAAAAUCAGGAAUUUGUCGAGUACUUGGAAAGCAUCUUCCUCGCCGCAGCUCAAGACCCUGACCCAGCCAAAAUGGAGAACGUCUGGAAAGAACAGAUCAGAGGCUUCGCGCCAGCCGACCAAAAGAUUUUGGAAAGGCCGAGCGCUUUUCAAUCAGCAGUCAGGGUCUUCAGACAGGUCUAUGCUCAGGGAGGCGCUGGGCAUGGCCUUGAGAUGAAACUUAAUACUCAGCCUUGGGGAUUUCGAGUGGAAGAUAUUGACUAUGAAGGUGUUCAGUUGUGGUAUGGGUCCGAUGAUGAGAAUACGCCGCCUGAGAUGGGACAGUAUAUGGCGGAGAGGUUGCCGAAGUCGAUUUACAAGGAGUAUCCGGAUGAAACACAUUAUAGCCUGUGGAGAGAAGACUUGCUGGAGGAAUUUCUGAAGGAUCUAAUGAAAUAA